Paramecium sonneborni is the source of this 2086-nucleotide messenger RNA. The record is from the annotation of a GenBank genome assembly. Lineage: Eukaryota; Ciliophora; Oligohymenophorea; Peniculida; Parameciidae.
AUGGAAUAAGUUUCUAUUAAUUUUGAAUCAUUAGACUAGGAAAUUUUAGCAGCUGUUUUUCCUAAAUAAAAAGCACACCUCAUUUGUGAAGAAGAUAAUUUAUUAGGUCAUGUAGAUUCAUUAUUUGAAUAAAUAAUGGUGGUGGAUAGUCAUUCUUAACUUACUAUUGAGGAUUUUAAAUUGAAUUGCACAUUGAGUAUUAUAUCUUUCUAUCAUAGUUAGAAAUUCAUUGCAGGACCUCAUACAACUUAUGAAAAAUUUAAUCUAAAAAUACAUCAAAAGCAAAUGCACAAUUGACAGAAUAUAAUAUGCUGUUGAUUUUUUAACUGUUCUAAAAGAUUUAUAUGAAAUUGUAAUACUAAUAUUAGGAGAUUGUUUAGAAGAACAAAAUUAAAUAUUUUAAGAAUUGUUAAAAAAAUAUUUGGAUAAUGAAGAAUUUCGAAUUAAAGCUAAAAAUAAAAAAGAUAUUAAUUUUUUUGGGCUCCAACACAUGAAUCAUGUUUUUACUAAAGAUACACUUAAAUAGAUCAUUAAAAUAAGCCAUCAUUAUCUUACUAAUCAUGAUUCUCAAGCUUUAGAAGAUAAAUUAGUGGUUUAUAACUCUCAUCUUAAUAUUUUAGUUAGAAUAUUUGCAUCAGCUAUUGACAUGAAUUAAUAAGACAUAAUUUGUUUAAAUAAAAAUCAUAUUUUUUGGAGAGAAAUUAAGGCAAUAUCAAUAUAUACAAAACUAAGUUAAAACUCAGAAUAAAUAUCUAAAUCAUAUUACAAUUUUAUGAAAUCAAUAAGAAUAGGACAUGCUAUCUUUUUAAAGAAAUCAAAAGUUAAGAAUUCUUUUAUGAGAGACAUAAUAUUUAUUUCUUCAUCAAUUUGGUAUUUUGUAUUAGAUGGGAGAGCAAAAUUAAGAGCAAUGGAACACAUGUGUGAUAUGUAAGUAGAGAGUGCGAUGAGUGUUAUGGGUAUGGUUGAAAAACCUGGUAUAAAACAUCUAAUUGAAUUUGGAAUCACAUCAAUAAAGCAUAAUAUAAAAAUCUAUAUUGAUCCAGUUGUUUCGCCUAUAACUUUAAAAUAAAUGAAUAAAUAAUUCGAAUAAGGAAUUUUAAAUACAAUUACUAAAGAACCUUUGGAAUAUGUUAAUAAAUCUAUACAUUACGAUGUCAAACAGCAUAAAUCAAUAAUGGCAAAAGAUAAAACCAAGUUAAGAAUAAGAAUACUCUGUUCAAAAUCUUUAGUGAAAAUUAACGAAUUUUAAUAAAGUUUUUUAUCUCAAUUUACAAAUGAAACUUUGAAUUAUGAGACAUAUGAAACUAUCAUUAUUCAUUUCCAUGGUGGAGGUUUUAUCUCAAUGUCAUCAUCAAGUCAUUAAAAUUACACCAGAGAGUAAUCACUUUCUUUAAAUUAGAUGGGCUAAUUAAUUAGGAAUUCCUAUUUUUUCUGUUGAUUAUAGUUUAGCUCCAAAAUAUCGAUAUCCUUAAGCAGUUGAUGAUUGCUGGCAAGCUUAUCAUUGGAUCUUAAAUCAUCUACAAUAUCACUUUAAUAUAAAGCCAAAGAAAAUAAUUUUAGCUGGUGAUUCAGCUGGAGGCAACCUCUGUUGUGCAUUAACUGGAUUAGCUAUUAAAUUUGAUAUUAAAGUACCUGACGGACUUUUAUUAUCUUACCCUGUACUUGAUUUAAAAAUGAAAUAUUCUCCAAGCCAUAUGCAUGGACUAGAUGAUUUCCUUUUAAAUCAUACAUUAAUGGAUAUUUGUAUUGAUGCUUAUACAAAUCAUCCUGCAAGUUAUGAAUUUGAUCCUUUUAGAAGUCCCAAUCAUUUUAGUGAUGAAGUAAAACUUACUGUACAUUUAAGAUAAUAUCUAAAUUUCCUCCAGUUAGAAUUUUGGUUGGCUCAAAAGAUCCAUUACUAGAUCAUACACAUAGAUUAGCCCAUUCUUUAAUUAAAAAUUAAAGAAAUGUGAAAAUUAUUGUAUAUGAAGGCAUGUCUCAUGGGUUUCUUAGCUUUUAUAUGUUAGGAGGAAUGAAAGAAUCAUCAAAAUGUAUUGAAGAUUCAAUAGUAUGUCUAAAAGAAUUGAUUCAUUUAAAAAAAUAUUGA